AAAAUAUCAAGUAAUGGACAGGCUAGAUAACUCGCAAGAUCGUAGCUAUGGAGAUCAUAAUAGAUCUUUCACUGGGCUAACCGGCAACCAGAAACAUGGACUUCAUGAUGCCAAAUAAGAAUAUAACAAGUGAUCUCUACAACGCAGAAAUUUCAGCAAUAAAUGUAGAUAUGACAGGACAUGAUGUCACGAAUCGUUACGAUCCCUACGAGGAUAACAGCGUGAUUGAGGAGGAGAAAGGCCAACACCCAGGCGAUAAAGCCUACGAUAUCCUUGGUCUUGGUAUCUCUUGCGAUGAUCAACCAGAGAUUUUACACACAGAAAAGUCUAAAAGGAACAAGAUUAACAAGCUUUUCAAGAAAAAGAAACUUAAGAAGAUUAAAUUUGACACUGAAAUAGCUGUCAAUGAUGAUGGUAACCAACUUGUCAAAGGUGAUGACAUCAUUCAAAGGUUUCAAUCAGAUCACUUCGAGAAAAACAAGGGACUCGUGCCUGUUGACUACAAUGCUGCUAACACUCAGAUCAGCGAAAAUAUGCAUCACUCUAAAGAUAACAAAAGAAGAACAGAAAAGAAAAAUCAAACUGUAUUUACUCUCCAAGAGAAUUUGGUCACUGAAGAGCCUAGAAUCAGGGGCGGAGUGGUUACCAACCUAACAACCACAGACAUGAGAAUGAGAAACAAGAACAUUUAUUACACCGAAAAUCCCCAACUCAUGAAGAAUGAACUUAAAAGGCUUCGUAAAAGAACCAAAGAUGCUAUCCAAGAGAAGAAAAGAAAGGCAAGGCUCUUUGAAAAUUGCCGUAAAGAGUUAGAAGAAUCGAUCGAUCCAUCAUUCUUUGAUUAACCCUGGUCUUAUGCUCAAAGUAGAUAAUCGGAUUAAAAUCAUA
Molecule: messenger RNA, 888 nt
Organism: Moneuplotes crassus
Lineage: Eukaryota; Ciliophora; Spirotrichea; Euplotida; Euplotidae
Source: the annotation of a GenBank genome assembly